UAUGUUUUUUGACAGCAUGCCUGCUUUCACGUUCAAUGUUUUGAUAAUGUACGUUGAUGACAACAAACACGCGACUAUUGCAUUUUGAAACGGAGACAUUACCAUUUAAGGAAGAAAGGACAAGUCACGUUUAGGAUAUUAUUGCGAUAUGCAAGAAAUGCCGGAAUCACAGCCGUCUAAAUGUGAGGGGGAGCGGAAUCAAGAAUGCAUCCUACAACAAACAGAGACGACGAUGAAGAUGGAGACAGAUGUAUUUAACCCUUCUCACACUGCAGAGCUCCAGUUCCUCAGGUCACGGGUUCGGGAACUGGAGAAAGAGAAGGCCGAAAUGGCGGCUGAAAACCAAUGGCUGCAAAACAUGCUAGUAAAGGAGAUCCCUGGCCUGCUGUCUACCAUGUGGCAGAACUUGGGCCAAGCCAACCAGCCCCCCAACCCUGCAGUAUCCCCACAGGCUGUCUCCACGGCAACAGUGAGGGGCGAGAGCUACACAUACACACACCACUCUGUGUCAGGACACUCUGGCCGAGGGUUCAGUCCCCCACUUCAUCAUCAUCAUCCCAUGUCCAACCGCUCAGCUAUGACUCAGGACGACGUGAAUGGAAGCAUGUCAAACUUUGGACCCAAGAUGGCCGUCAGUGAGCACAGUGUGGACGGAGACUUUGAGCUGAGUGACAUCGCAGAGGACGACGACCCCCACAGCUCUCUGUGUGGCUCAGCAACCGACCUACCCGGGAUGAGGACAUGCUCAGAGACACACUGUAUUAGUGGGACUGGCCAUGUAAACCAGGUGGAGGUAUACCCAGGUUCCGGCGUCUUCUGUGAAAUGCGGUCCUGGCACGCAGCCAAUCAGACGCAGUCUCCCACGGCAAUGGCGCGCAUCCUGUUGCUGGGCGUGUUCGACAUGGACACCCUGCUGAACAGCAACCUGCGAGGGGGGCGGAGCCGCAGACCAACCUUUCCCAACCACCGCACCGCCCUGGACCCACACAAGCUCAACGCCAUCUAUAAUGCCACUCUGGCCCGCUUCCCAUUGGCCAGGAAGGGACAAAUUGGCACCGGCAUCAACUCCAAGCUGUCUGAGAUCCGUUUCCGAUCCAGGAGAGCCAACCGGGACCCCAGUUAUCUAUGAAGGACUGUUCCUGCCCACACACCAAGUUGUAUUAAAUCAACAUUUUAGUUCUAGUAUUUUAUCACAUUAACCGUUCAACUGUGUCAGUGUAUGAGUACAUGUGUGUGCAGAAUGUCUUGCCUAUGAAUUGUUCCACAUUGGCUUAAACAUUGUCUUCUGCUGGAGGUUCUGUGGAAGAGAAUGGCAAAAGGACUCAAAAGACGGGCUAAUGAUAGAGGAAGGAUUCAAGGCCAGUGGAAGAACGUGCAUAAGAAACGGCUUUGAUGGUUAAAUCCCCCCUCUGUCACCGGCCAACCAUUAGUAAACCACACGUGAACAGUCCCCGGGGUAGUCUCUCUGACUGACAGAGAUGCAUAGAUCCAGGACUGCUGAUCCAUGUGUGACCAACCAGUGGAGGACCGGAGGCUUCAGUCAUGUCUUACCAGACAGACGCCUCUCUGUCAUUGACCUCUACCCACUUAGACAAAGGAGGCGAGAGGGGAUUGGAGGGACGCCAAACUAUAUUUCUCCAUUGAUUUCUCUGAUCCUAGGUAUUAAGCUCACUCCAAAAGCUCCAUUACCACCCCCAGGUCUCCUCUGCACCCUCUCCCUCCAUUCCUCUCCUUCUGCCUGAGAGGAGAAUCAAUCGUGGCCCCCGCCCAGCCUCCCCCGGAGGUGUCACAGCUCCCCAUGCCUAAUUGACCCCCAGAUACUCUGAGCCUCCAGGAAGAUGACAGAAGUCAUUCCUUCAUCUUAAAGGACUUAAACAGUGUGUAAUUCUCCCCAAGUUCACCAUGUCCACAGGGCCCACAUGAAGAGAAUAUGAGUGGGGAUUUGGCCUGAUGCAGAUAUGAAGUAUUGGAUUAGAUGUAAAUGUUGGUAAUGAGGAACGAUCAAGUUGCUAUUUUAUAUCCGGUUAUAUGUCUGACGUUCGAGAUGUUGAAUGUUUGAUGUGAAUGCAUUGAAAGACUGCUGUUUUUCAUUGUCCAUCAUGUUGUGUCCCUCUCUAGUCAUCGGAACGAUUUGAGAAAUGACACAUUGAUCAAUUGCUUAAAAGCUACUUCGUUUUCGGCAGAUACAUCACAUCAAAUUGGAAAAUGACUUCUGAAAUAAAAUGCCAAAGAGAGAGGAAUAGAUCAUAGGCAAUGAAUUACACUGAGUCACUAGCCCAUUGAUACAUUGAAAUAUCCACUACAGUAGCCCACCUGGGUAUUAUUUGGUUGAUACGUUGAUCAACAAGAUUACAACCUAUUUAUCUCUAGGCUUUCAACCAUCUUAAAGCACAAUCGAAUUCCAAUGGAAAAUCAAUGUCUGUUUUUUGGUUUAGUUCUCACCUAAAUUUGUUAUUGCUGUGCUUUCAACCAUUUAAAAGCACAACAAAGUUCAAAUGGGAAUACAAUGUCAUAUUUUGUUUAUUUAUACAACGACUUAAUGUGUUAUCACUGUGCUUCAUUGAAUAUUACAACCAAAUGACGUGGAUUGCAGUUGAGAUGAUUAAAGUGCACGGUGUGCAGAACACA
Molecule: messenger RNA, 2628 nt
Organism: Coregonus clupeaformis (lake whitefish)
Lineage: Eukaryota; Metazoa; Chordata; Actinopteri; Salmoniformes; Salmonidae
Exons: 5
Coding region: 149-1129 (326 amino acids)
Molecular function (GO): DNA binding
Source: RefSeq, a predicted model, not a curated record